Cuscuta campestris is the source of this 2066-nucleotide messenger RNA. Lineage: Eukaryota; Viridiplantae; Streptophyta; Magnoliopsida; Solanales; Convolvulaceae. The record is from the annotation of a GenBank genome assembly.
AUAUUUUCCAAUAAAAUUAAAACAUUUAAUUAAAAACUCAACAAUUCAAAAUCAUUUAAUAAUUACAUAUCAGAGUUUAUACAAAGAGUGCGGAAGCCUUAUAAUUAAAUCCACAUUAAAUCCCUGCAUCCGUACAUCUCCUCCAUCAUGCUGCUCUCCGGGAUGGAUUCCAGAGUCAAUCACCCACAACCACCUACGUGUAGCAAAUAGGAAAAAGGGCUACACGCUCGGCAUUGAAGCUAAGUGAGAAAUAUCUAACAGUUCGAACAUACACAUAGGCGAAUCCACUAAUUCAUAAUUAUCACAUGAUAUCAUGCACACAACAUGUUUGGCAACAAUCAUACGGCAAACGAGGUAUAACAUGCAAAUGAACAGCAUGACAGUUCAUAAGAUACAAACAACAAUGAUAUAGGUAUUGGGUACCUUCCUUCUUAGCUUACUUUAGUUUCCUUAUCAUACUUGGCUCUUAACCUAUGCUAGGUUAAAGCUUAACUGAAUUCGACUUGCCUAUGGAGCCAUGACCUUCCCCUUCGGAACGAAGGUCAAGCUCAAACCAACUCGGGAGUUCCUCGUUGGGUGAGUGAGAUCCCUGUCCCCUUCGGAACGACAGUUCUUAGAUCCCCGUGUACACGUUUUUACCCGAACAGCCAUUGGACCCAGCAGGUACCACAUGGCUCUAACUAACUGUACUUAUGGCAUACCUUGCCACUAAUCCAUUCAGGUCAUUUCUUAGAGUUCAUCUAGGUAAUAUAUCCAACAUUCAUUAAUCAAUACAUAAUACAACAUUCAUAAAUCCACAAUUCACUUAACAAGAUGUCCAACAUAAUCAAAUAGCGGCCUAACACUGGGUGUAGACACCCAUGUUUACCGUAAUGCAACACACGAAGUCUCGGAAUCAGUCCUUGACGAAAAUACAAAUCGACGGACCCGACACCAGGUACCAAACGGUACCUGUCACAGUGCGGGGUACCGUCUUCAUGGUACCAGGGUACCGGUCUUACGGUACCGGGGGUACCGACCAAAUCAGUGAACCCCUUCCGGUAGAACUACCACGGUAGCCAACUACCGACUAGGCGGUAGGGCCUACCGUCCGUCCGGUACCUAGGUACCGUACGGUUGUAGCUACCGGCAGAGGCUAAAGCAGCCAACAGAAGGUGACGGUAGCACGGUACCGUCUUGGCGCUACUACCUACCGUCUAACGCAACAAAUUCAAUAUUCAUACCUGUUUUUUUUUGUUUCCAGCGUCAAACCAACAGAAGUCUCAUAUUCAACGAGCACCGAUAGGCUCACAAUAACAUUCUAAACAUUAUCAAGCUCAUUAAUCAAUCAACGCAUAAGGCAUGCAUACUACCCUUUUGAUUCAACAACAAUUCACGAAAUCAUAACCAACAAUUAAACAGAUAAAUCACAUAAAUCAACCACGAUAACAAUCAUGAACGGAAUUUCAAACCUAGAUGCAUAUUCUAGUGUUAGAUGUCCACGUACUCACCUCGUGGGUUCGGUUCAAUCGAAGGAAGCGUCACUCGCGGCUGGUCACCCAAAUUGGUCGUGGAAACUGCCCUUGCUGGCCGGAUCAACUUGCUGUCCGAACUCAGUCAAUCAAGGCCCAGACCUCGCCGGUCGCUGGAGGUCACUUGCCGGAAUAGAGAGCAGCCCCGCCGAAGUCAGAAUCGUUAGCGAGCACUGGAUUCACUGGUCUGCCGGCAUCCUCUCGUUGUCCGCCGAAGAUAUUGGGGUCGCCGGCGCUGGACUUCGUCUCUCGCCGAUUGAGACAUCGCCGACCUAGAUCGCUGCCCCUCGUCCCUGUCCACGCCGGAGCUCCAAUCGCCGCCGGGUGUCGUCGUUGGGUGGCUCACCGUCGUGCCCCUAUGCCGGCGUGGUCGCGAGUCGAUGUCGCCGUUGCCUCCUUGUGCGCCGCUGUUAUUCGAUUGGAUCGAAGAAGGAGGGGGGUGGCGGCGGUUGAGUCGAAGAAGAAGAAGGAAACGGGAGAGGGAGUAUUUAUAUUUCUAGGGUUUUGUGCUCCGUAGUUUAAAUUAACGUGUCUGAGUAAAAACACACUUUUCGG